GAAAUAUACCUUAAUUAAUAGGCAUACAUGCUCAUUUUUCUCCCUCGUACACAAUUUUAGUUGUUGUCCAGGCAUUGUGAUACUUAUGUAAAUAGUAUGCGAUAUCUUAGGUAGGAAUCAGAAUUUUAAGGUAAGAAUACGUAGAGUUAUAUAUUUUUCAAACUUUCAAACUGGACAUUUUACAUGUCCAUUAUAUAACUGUAAUUAAAUUUUCAAAAAGACAAUACCUGUCUUUAAUAUGGAUGAUGCUCUAACAUUUUUCUUUUUCUUUUUUUUUUUUUUUUUUUUGGAGACAGGGUCUCACUUUCUCCCAGGCUGGAGUGAGUGGUGCGAUCAUGGCUCACUGCAGCCUCAGCCUCUUAGGCUCGAGAGAUCCUCCCACUUCAGCCUCCCAAGUAGCUGGGACCACAGGUGGCACAGAAUGUGGUCCUGUACACAGGCGACCCCAACCUGGGGUGGAGCUGUUUGAGGCAGCUGGAGACAUCUUCUUCAAUGGGGCCUGGGAGCGGGAGAAAGCCAUGUCCUUCUACCAGGACCGGGCCCUGCCCCUGGCAGUGACUACGGGCAACCGCAAGGCGGAGCCGCAGCUGUGCAACAAGCUGGUGGCAAUGCUGGCCACGCUGGAGGAGCCCCAAGAGGGCUUGGAGGUUGCCCACAUGGCCCUAGCACUCAGCAUCACUCUGGGGAGCCACGUCCUCACACUUGCCCCUUUGGCAUGCACCCCCGGGGACUGGUUGAACGAGGGCGUGGCCUACCACAGGCUGGCCGCCCUGCACCACCGGCUGGGCCAUGGCAAGCUGGCGGAGCACUUCUACCUCAAGGCCCUGUAGCUCUGCAACUCGCCACUGGAGUUCGACGAGGAGACCCUCUACUCCGUGAAGGUGUACCUGGUGCUCGGUGACAUCAUCUUCUACGACCUGAAGGACCGGUUUGAUGCAGCCGGGUACUACCAGCUGGCACUGGCAGCCACCGUGGACCUGGGCAACAAGAAGGCACAGCUGAAGAUCUACAAGCGGCCGGCCACCAUCUCCCACAACUUCCUCCUGGACCGCGAGAAGUCGCUCUUCUUCUACCGGAAGGCCAGGACCUUCGCCACAGUGCUCAAUGUCUGCAGGGUCAACCUGCCUCCUCUGCCACUCUGCGGGUGGGCCCCCUGGUUGGCCCCAGCCACCCUCGCUGAGGACAGCAUCCGAGGGAGUGGGUUUUGUGCAAGGAGGAUGGUCUCCUGCCUCUCCUGGUGUCUCCCGUGGCUCAUUUUCUGGGAAAUGGAGGCAUGAAAGCAGGGUUCAAAUAGCAAUAAUUUUUUUUUGCAAUAACA
Molecule: messenger RNA, 1318 nt
Organism: Rhinopithecus roxellana (golden snub-nosed monkey)
Lineage: Eukaryota; Metazoa; Chordata; Mammalia; Primates; Cercopithecidae
Product: SH3 domain and tetratricopeptide repeat-containing protein 1-like
Exons: 5
Coding region: 336-830 (164 amino acids)
Molecular function (GO): protein binding
Source: RefSeq, a predicted model, not a curated record